Molecule: messenger RNA, 406 nt
Organism: Apis dorsata (giant honeybee)
Lineage: Eukaryota; Metazoa; Arthropoda; Insecta; Hymenoptera; Apidae
Exons: 3
Coding region: 92-406 (104 amino acids)
Source: RefSeq, a predicted model, not a curated record
AAACGAUGAAAAAUGGAGAAGAAGGUAACUGUUAAGGAGAUGAGAAUCAACAGUUGUGUUUUAAGUUAUAUAACUUGAUUAGAAGUAUUGAAUGUUUAGAAAAGAUGAGGAAUUUCAGAAGAGAUAUAUCCUUAUCUCCGCGUCGGGACAAAUUAGCACCCCGACUGUGUGUUCGGUUGAAACCUGUUCGCUGGAAUCUGCAAAUUACCUUUUCUGCCGCCUCGAUAUAAAGGACGCCGGACAUUCGGAAUGGUGCGAGCGAGCCUUUUACGCCAGCGAUCUUGCACGAGUGUUGCAAGUACAAAUGAGCGAAUUUACGUUUCGACUGUUGCUGUCGAUGCAUGUUAAGGAAGCAGCAAUACAUUUUGCAAUUGAUAAUCUUGAACACGUCUUAUUACUCGUAUAG